AUGGGUGUGGUUCAUCAUGAAUACUUGAAGGACCCCCCUCGACGCGCUCUGGAUGACGUGAGUAUCGCUGGCUUGGGGCUGGCGACUGCCGCAUGUGACGCUGAAGACCUGUAUCGGAUGACGCGCGGAGUGUGGACUCCUGCCCACAUUUGGCCAGGCGAAAAAGUAAUAGUUAACAUUGAAGAGGCUCCUGGCUCAAGUGAGGCGCCUGGCUCAAGUGAGGCACCUGGCUCAAGUGAGGCACCCGGCUCCAGUGAGGUUCCUGGUUCGAGCGAGGUUCCUGGUUCGAGUGAGGCACCGGGUUCCGAUGGCGGGGCGCCCGGCGCCGACGGCGGGGCAGUCGGUUCUGACGGCGAGACACCCAAUUGCGAAGGCGGAGCAGCCAGCGUGGAAAGUCGCGAAGUGGUGAGUGCGGUGAUCUUGGUGAACGUGGCGGAGCGAGUGGACGGCGGUGCAGAGGGCAAGGCAGGGCAGCGGAAGCGCGAAGGUCAACCCGCACCGAAGCAAGCGAAGCGGCGGCGGAGAGAGACCGGCACGACGGCGGAUGUGGACCUCACAGGUCUGCCGGAUGAGCCGGAGGAGGGUGCGCUUCUGGACGAGGCAGACGACGUCUUGAUGGUCUCGCUAGACCACACGGUUGCCGCGCUGCCGUGUGCUGCCGCCGACUCCGACGGCAGCUCCGUGGUUGAGGUUGUAUCCGGGGACCAAGAGCCGGAUGACCAAGACCCGGUGGACUUGCUGAACUAUUGGGACGUGGGGGACGACGACGCGGAGCUGCAGACCCACGCGGGCCUCGCCAUGGGCUGUCCGUCACUGAAGGUGUGGGAACGGCGACACUGGCUGUGGAGCAAGUUCGACCAGGGAGUACGGAUGGACGAGACGGCUUGGUACGAGCUCACACCGGAGUGCUACGGGCGCAGGAUCGCGGAGAAUCUGCGGGCCGUGCUGGCCCAUCCCACCGAAAUAAAGGACUUCCACAUCAAGGCCGGAGACCGUUCCGAAGAAACGGGAACUACAGAGCCCGUAACGGCGAAGAAACCGAUCUUGGUCGCAUGCAGCGGGGUUGGCGGGGACGCGAUUGCGCUCGCCUCGGUGCUGCGUGAGCGAAAGGUGGUUUGCGUGGACGUGUGUGAGUCCAAGACGGCGCUCCUACGACACAACGCACAAGUCUACGGCGUUUCCGACCGCAUCGAGGCCGUGGUCGCGAGUGUCGAGAACUACGCCAAGCUGCAGAAGAACAAGAUCGUCGCCAAGACCGUUGAACAUGAGUGCUGGGCACCCUUCGUGGUUAAGGCGGACGCACGUGGUAAGGCAAGCGGUAAGACAGACAGUGAGUCUAGCGCCAAUGCUACCGGCAGUGCUAAGACGGACGCCUCUAGCGAGUCGGAGGUGGGUGGGCAGAGGAUCGUGGGUGUGAUGCGUGCGAUGGUGACACGACAGAAGCUGGAGCGGCCGUUUCCGUGGGCGGUGGUGUCUCCUCCGUGGGGCGGUCCGGAGUAUCGUUCGUGUUACUCGUACUUCAUGAGUGACCAGACGUGUUGUGACAUUGUGGGAAUUGUGCAGGCGUGCAUGACGAUUGCGGAUAACCUAUGUUUGAUCCUGCCUCGGAAUCAGGACGUAGACGAGUUAAUCCAUUUAUCUUGUCACGGCUCACCGGACGGGCACCGGUUCAACUUCCUGCAUGUACAUCGGAUGUAUGAGGCUGCGGAUGGUUACCCCAUUUUGACGGUGGCUUACCUAACCCGCGAGGCGUCUACUCUUCCCCAUCUUUUUCCAACUGCAGAAGACGUGAUCAACCUUUACGCAUCAUCUAAUUCCAAACAUAUGAAGAGACUCAAACAAGUCAAUCACCGCGAAUACCAGACCAUUAUGUCCAAGAUCAAGCCGACACUGAGGCCACCAGGUCUCCCCAAUGUCGGCGUCGACCGCGAUGUGCUUUUGAGGAAGAUCCUUAACGAUCGAAAAAAGUUCGAGGCAGCCACCAAAAAACGGAGAGCUACCCGAGACGGAGAGCAUGGCGGAAAUGGGGGGAAAGGCGCUGAUGGAGAGCAUGGCGGAGGGCAACGGGCAGAUGGAGAGCAUGACCGCGAGGAAGGAGCUAUAGAGGAAGACGGGGCGGUGGACAACGGAGCAAAGGGUGGUGCGUUCGGAAAGUGCUCGCACGAGCUGGCACACGACGAACGGGUCUACUUGCGAUCACUCGAGAACGUGGUGUUUGUCAAGUUCGUGCUUAGUUGGCUCAAGGAACCCACCUACCAGAUCGGAGGUACCGAACUCUGCUUGACGCUCGUGGGCACUGCGGCCAGUCUCAACGUAAUCGCCGAAACCAUCAGAGUCUGCCGCUCCGGUGGCCUCCUCCAAUUGAACGGAGAAACACCCCGCACGGAAGGGGGCGUCUUCUUCCAAGUCAUUAAAGCUUGGUUCCCUGAUGCUUACAAAACUCUCCGAAAAUGGCGGAAAAAGAACCUCGAAUUCAGCCGGGCGAGCAAAAUAAAUAAACGGGCUUAG
Gregarina niphandrodes is the source of this 2508-nucleotide messenger RNA. Its product is annotated as RNA cap guanine-N2 methyltransferase. The transcript has a single exon. Lineage: Eukaryota; Apicomplexa; Conoidasida; Eugregarinorida; Gregarinidae. The record is from RefSeq and is a predicted model, not a curated record. Bases 1 to 2508 code for a protein of 835 amino acids. Gene Ontology annotation, molecular function: RNA cap trimethylguanosine synthase activity. Gene Ontology annotation, biological process: 7-methylguanosine cap hypermethylation; 7-methylguanosine RNA capping. Gene Ontology annotation, cellular component: nucleus.